AUGCCUAACAGGGCCCGCGUGAAGCAGUACGGUCGGUUGCUUGCGUCGAUUCGUAUAAACGGCGCCAUCUUGACCAACGUCAACGCCAACCCCAUCACCCUGCAACCAGACAACAUUCGUGGACUUGGCGAAAUCGCGGCUAUACUAAAGCCGUACGGCGUGCAGAUUGGCCUUGCGCUUAACUUUGCUUCCCCGCAGCUUUUGGGUGGGUUAUCGACGUUUGAUCCGCUCGAGCCAUCCGUCAUCUCCUGGUGGGAAGACAUCACAAACAAGAUCUACAACGAGAUUCCAAACUUUGCAGGAUACCUUGUCAAGGCGAACUCAGAAGGACAACCAGGACCGCUCACCUACAACCGCACGCUGGCCCAGGGAGCUAAUCUCUUCGGCGAUGUCCUCAGACCGCAUGGAGGAAUCGUCCUGUUCCGCACAUUUGUGUAUGAGAUGCUGAAUAUCACCGAUUGGAAAGCAGAUCGUUCUGCAGAAGCGUACAACGCGUUCCAGGGUCUCGAUGGAAAGUUCCAUGAUAAUAUUAUCCUUCAGAUGAAGUACGGUCCACUUGAUUUCCAAGUCCGGGAACCUGCACAUCCCUUAUUUGGGUACUUCAAGAACGCCAACGCUGGUAUUGAACUUCAGAUCGCGCAGGAGUACCUGGGACAGCAAGCGCAUACGGUCUACUUGGCUCCUCUCUGGAAAGAGAUAUUAGAUACGGAUCUUCGUGUUGAUGAUAAGCCAUCUGUUGUGCGAGACAUUAUCUCAGGGAAGCGGUUCAACCGUCGGAUCGGUGCGUUCUCAGGUGUAGCGAAUGUGGGGAUGAGCCAGACUUGGACUGGUAGCCAUCUCUCCAUGUCCAACCUUUACGCCUUUGGCCGCUUAGCCUGGGACCCGACCGAUGAUCCCGAGGCAAUUAUCAAAUCAUGGAGCCGUCUGACUUUCGGUCUUCAUCCACAAGUAACAGAUAUCGUCACGCGCAUCGCCAUGGAGUCGUGGCCGGCAUAUCUGAAUUAUAGCAGUGGAGACCUGGGACUGCCAACCCUUACAGAUGUCACGAAUAACCACUUCGGGCCAAAUGUGCGAGCUGGCGAUGACAACCCCUAUGGUAUCUGGACUCGGUCUGAUUCAUUCUCCAUCGGUAUGGAUCGCACUGUGUCGAACGGUACAGGCUUCUCUGGUCAAUAUCCCCCCGCACUCGCAGAGAAAUUCGAACACAUAGAAACCACACCAACAAACAUGAUCCUAUGGUAUCAUCACGUCAAAUACACACAUAAGCUUCCAACUGGGAAAACGGUGAUCCAACAUAUGUACGAUGCUCAUUAUGCUGGGGCCGAAACGGCGCAUACCUUUCCGAAGCUAUGGAUGGGAGCUCAAAGAUAUGUUGACGAAGAACGCUUCAAGUCUGUACUCUUCCAGCUCACUUUCCAAGCUGGCCAUGCGAUCGUGUGGAGAGAUUCUAUAGUGGAUUAUUAUCACAACCUCACAGGGAUCCCUGAUGAAGCGGGACGUGUUGGACACCAUCCAUGGCGCAUAGAAGCCGAGGCCAUGUCUCAUAGCGGAUACAGGACCGCCGUGCUGGACCCUAUUGAGUCUGCCUCUAAUGCCACUGCACUCGAAACAAUCGGUAACAGUACAGUAGCUACGGCGAGUACAAAUCUUGACUUUCAGCCUGGGAGAUACGACAUCGCAGUCGUAUACUUUGAUAUUCUUGGUGGGACUUCGAAGUGGGAAGCGUACCUGAACGGCAAACUGUUGGGAAAGUGGGUUGGCAAUUUGGAAACAACUCUCAGUCGCGCAGCAACGACAGAACCAGAUGGUGCUUCGAAAGCCCGUAUCACGUUCUCAAACGUAAAGAUUGAGCAAGGGGAUAUCUUCAAGGUCGUUGGAAAGGGGGACGGCGCGGAAUUGGCACCUCUUGACUUUGUAGUAUUCCUUCCCCCGGAAGUUAUUGAUUGA
Messenger RNA from Fusarium tjaetaba, 1947 nucleotides. Its product is annotated as glycosyl hydrolase family 67 C-terminal. The transcript has a single exon. The record is from RefSeq and is a predicted model, not a curated record. Gene Ontology annotation, biological process: xylan catabolic process. The coding region runs from base 1 to 1947 and encodes 648 amino acids. Gene Ontology annotation, cellular component: extracellular region. Lineage: Eukaryota; Fungi; Ascomycota; Sordariomycetes; Hypocreales; Nectriaceae. Gene Ontology annotation, molecular function: alpha-glucuronidase activity.